This is a messenger RNA of Aureobasidium melanogenum CBS 110374, 891 nucleotides long. RefSeq lists its product as uncharacterized. The coding region runs from base 1 to 891 and encodes 296 amino acids. The record is from RefSeq and is a predicted model, not a curated record. NCBI's taxonomy places the organism in Eukaryota, Fungi, Ascomycota, Dothideomycetes, Dothideales, Saccotheciaceae. The transcript has 3 exons.
AUGAAGUUCUUCACUGUCGCUACUGUUUAUCUUGUUGCUGGUCUCGCCCAUGGCGCUGCCCUGAGUGAGAAGGUCCUUGCAAGCGCUCACUCGCAGAUCAUGGGCAAUGCCUCCUCUGUCUUGGGCUGGCAGGUCGCCGGCUCCCAGCAGAGCCUUGCCCCUGUUGACCAGGGUUGUCAGAACAUCUCUUCCUUCGGCCACGGUCAUUGGGCUGCACUUGGUCUCAAGCCCGCUGUCAUUGAGCAGGCUUUCUGCGUUGCUACUGCCAGAGUGUCCAACUCCUCUGCUCUUUCGCUUUCUCAGAUCAAGCUCGCCGCCACCGACAUCUUUGUUGCCCAGCUUCUUAACGCCUUUGGUGACGAUACUGAGUCUAGCUACGAGUGGUUGUGCCAGAAUUUCGACUACACUGCCAUCAACGAUAAGCUAGCUCUCGACUCUGGUCGUGUUGGCCAGGCUUUCUGCGCCAACCGCCCUUACGCCACCGCCUGGGUCAACCCAUCGCACGAUGUCCUUGUCGUUGCUGACUCUUCCAUCUACAACAUGGCAUCUGCUCUCUUCGCUACGCUGUUCAGCUUCAGUGCCUCUACUGUCACUCAGCGCUGGGUUAUGUGCGAGCAGUACUUCUACAUGUCUCAGGCUCAGCUUCAGGAGGGCAUCAACUCGACCAUCGUUCGUAGUGCCCUGUGCCUUGACCAUGACGAGCCUCUCAUGACUCUUGACUACUCUCAAAACCUCAUAACAGACCUUUCGACCGAGAUCUUCGCUCGCCAACUUGCGCUCGCUGUCAACGCUGUCAACGAUGAGGAAAAGCAGGCUUGGCUGUGUGAGAACAUCCAGCACGGCGACCUUGGUCUUCUGGGUAUGACUGCCAACAACACCUUGUUCUGCUAG